Staurois parvus is the source of this 274-nucleotide messenger RNA. The record is from the annotation of a GenBank genome assembly. Lineage: Eukaryota; Metazoa; Chordata; Amphibia; Anura; Ranidae.
GGUGUUCCAAUCCCCUCCAUAUCAUGUGAUUCAGGUGUCCCAAUCCCCUCCAUAUCAUGUGAUUCAGGUGUCCCAAUCCCCUCCAUAUCAUGUGAUUCAGGUGUUCCAAUCCCCUCCAAUCAUGUGAUUCAGGUGUUCCAAUCCCCUCCCAAUCAUGUGAUUCAGGUGUCCCAAUCCCCUCCAUAUCAUGUGAUUCAGGUGUCCCAAUCCCCUCCAUAUCAUGUGAUUCAGGUGUUCCAAUCCCCUCCAAUCAUGUGAUUCAGGUGUUCCAAUC